Prunus persica (peach) is the source of this 969-nucleotide messenger RNA. RefSeq names its product probable inactive leucine-rich repeat receptor kinase XIAO. The record is from RefSeq and is a predicted model, not a curated record. The transcript is spliced from 4 exons. Bases 1 to 969 code for a protein of 322 amino acids. Lineage: Eukaryota; Viridiplantae; Streptophyta; Magnoliopsida; Rosales; Rosaceae. Gene Ontology annotation, molecular function: protein binding.
AUGGGGUACUUGUUUAGCAUCGAGACACUAAGAGUAAAUAACAAUGGAUUUGUGGGAGAGUUGCCUUCACAGUUCAAGAAUUGCAGAGACUUGACACUUUUUAAUCUUGCGGAAAAUAAAUUAUCGGGAUCAAUACCUGAAUGUUUGACUGCUUUGGUUCGAAAAGGAAGUUCAAGUCAAACUAUCAGACAUGACUAUAUGGGUGAUUCUGCACGAAUAACUUUUUAUGAGGUUUAUGAUGAUGAAGCAUCUUUAAUAUGGAAAGGAUUGAGAGCUGAAUUUAAAAGUAAUCUAGGACAUCUAAAGACUAUUGAUCUCUCAUGCAAUAAGUUGAUUGGAGAGAGUCCUAGUGAAAUCACUUAUCUUCUUGGUUUGAUUUCCUUAAACCUGUCAAGAAACCAAUUAACAGGUCAAAUACCUUCAACGAUUGGAAAUUUGCAGGAGUUAGAGUCUCUUGAUUUAUCAAGAAAUCAGAUAAAUGGCAGAAUUCCAACAAGUCUUUCUCGGAUAGCUAGUCUUGGCACUCAGCUCCAAAGCUUUGACUAUGCUUAUGGUGGAAAUCCUCUGCUUUGUGGAGCACCACUCCCAAAGACAUGCUCUGAGGAGGAAAAAGGUCCAGGACAACCUGUGUUGGUGAACCAAGACAGCCAGGAUGGGCUCAUAACACAAGGAUAUUACAUCAGCAUGGGGCUUGGGCAAGGAAAGGAAGCCGGUAACCAUGCGGAUUGGGAGGACCUAGACGAGCUUGCUAGAGGAUCCAUUGAACAACAUCUGACAGACGAGGUGUUGUGUAAUGCGAUGAAAGACAUUGCGAAGCAGACAUGGGAGAAACUCGAAGAGAUGUUUGCUGCCAAAUCGUUGUCCAACAAGCUUUUCUUGAAGAAGGAGUUUCACUCUCUAAAGAUGGAGGAGGGCAAAAGCAUGAUGGAGCACGUGAGCGCCUUUAAUAGGUGUAUUGCUGACUUGUAG